Molecule: messenger RNA, 1404 nt
Organism: Trichoplax adhaerens
Lineage: Eukaryota; Metazoa; Placozoa; Uniplacotomia; Trichoplacea; Trichoplacidae
Gene: Syt
Product: synaptotagmin
Exons: 4
Coding region: 1-1404 (467 amino acids)
Biological process (GO): vesicle fusion; regulation of calcium ion-dependent exocytosis; cellular response to calcium ion
Cellular component (GO): axon; synapse
Molecular function (GO): calcium ion binding; calcium-dependent phospholipid binding; clathrin binding
Source: RefSeq, a predicted model, not a curated record
AUGGUGGCGUAUUUGUUAGCUGCUAUUGUUGCUGUAUGCAUUAUAGUAUACUUGUUAGGAUGUAUUUGGUGUCGACGUAAAGAAAUGAGCGCAAUUGAUGCAGCUGAACUAUCAGCUCUAGUUACAAGCAGGAAAAUGGCUAAAAGAUAUUAUCGCAUUAAAAGAUCAAAACAAGAAGUCAAGAAAUUAUCUUUAGAUUUUCCUUCCUUGGAUAAUCCUCAAAACAAGACAGUAAAAACAGAUAAGAUUAAUUAUAAUUCAACUUCUUGGUCAGCUCGUGGUCGGCAUAAUGGUGUAUUACAUCAGCAUCAUUUAAGUGAUAGCGAGAUACCGGUGACUGAAUUAUCAUCGACCGUACAGACUUCUAAUUUGGGCUCAGGUACUAAUUUGCCGAGGGUGCUACAGAGAAGUUAUAGCGCUGAUUUAAACUUGAAAGAAGCGCAAUCAACUCGAGAAGAAUUAAAUAAAAUUUUUCAAAUAAAAAGCAAAAUGCUAGUUAAACAGCUGAGCAAGCGAGGACCAUCGAAGGCUAACACCCUACCCAAAAAUUAUAAGGAUUUAUCAGUCAGUGGAUCCAUCCAGUUUACACUCAAGUAUAAUGAAACAGAGCAAACUUUAUUCGUAAACGUGGUUAGCAUUCUUAAUCUGCUUGAGAAAGAGCACAAGAAUUUGUGUGAUCCAUUUGUUAUGAUUCAAAUUUUGCCUCAAGACGGUGAUACCUUGACAGGAGUCACAAAAAUCAAGCGCAAGACUAUUCAACCUGUAUUUAAUACAACGUUUUGCUUUAAAGGAACAGUAAGAGAUCUUAAAAGGAAAUCAAUAGAAUUUUUAGUUUUAGAUUACAACAAACAAAAACCACACAAAAUUUUGGGUCAAGUUUUAUUUCCUUUGGGUUUCUAUGCCUUCAAAGAAGAAUUAUCAUUGCAUUGGAAACGACUGGGAGUAUGUCCUAAGGAAUUUCCGAGCCCUGGCGAAAUACAGUUAUCUCUUAGACACGUGCCAUCAGAGGCAAAUGAUGAGGAAUUAAUCGUCGUUGUUCACCAAGCAAGAAAUUUGUUACCAAUGGAUAUCAAUACCAGCUUAUCGGACGCUCUUGUGGAAAUCACUAUUAAUACGUCCAGAAUACAGACACAGAAAAGAAAAACACAAACCGAAAGGCGAUCUUUGAAUCCCAUCUAUGAAGAAACCUUCCAUUUUAAGGUGUCAUCUAUGGAAUUGGCGAGUGCAACGAUUAGAUUUGAUGUUAUACAUGAUCAAGCCCCUAUUGAAUAUUAUACCAUUGGUUACAUUAUUAUGGAAGGGAGUCCAUCUAUUGGAAAGGAUAUCCAAGGGCCCUUCUUCUUGCAUUCCCUUCAGUCAACUGAAAUCAGUAAGAUUUGGUUUCCCUUGAACAUACACGUAUGA